AAAUGGAAGAAGUUCUGGGGUGUCCUGUCCCGGGAAAGCUCCUGCUCCAGCGCCCGCCUGGAGCUGUUCGAGGGCUCCUCUCCCCCCGAGAAGCCACGCAGGGGGGAGGGCAGCAAGAGGCUGGUGAAGCUCAGCGACUGCGUCCAUGUGGUGGAGGCCAGUGGAGAGACCUGCUGCCCCAAAGAGACCACCCCCUUCCUGCUGGAGACCACCGAGAAGAGGUACCUGCUGGCUGCUGAGGGCGCGGAGGCAGCGGACUGGAUCCAGAAGCUGUGUGAGCUGGCCUUCCCGAGGAGAAAGGAGGAGCUGGCAGCAGGGAGCUCCUUGGGGACUGAGGGCUUGUUCUCCAUGGAGGAAAAUUCCCUCUACGGCUCCAGGGGCAAAGCUCCCCUGGAGCAGCACUUCGAGGUGUCGGUGAGGAGCACCGAGUCCUCGCGGCGCUGCCGGCUGCGCGGCCGCUGCCUCCUGCGAGCCGGGGAGGAGGCCCUGGAGCUGCGGGAUCCCCACACCUUGGAGACCCUCUACACCUGGCCCUACCCCUUCCUGCGCCGCUUCGGGUGGGACAAGAGCCGGGGGGUCCUGCAGACCCCAAGUACCCUGCUCCUCAUCCAGACAAAGCUUGGGAACCCCAGAUUUGCAUCCUUUGAACCCCCAUGCACCCUGAGGGAAGGCCCCCGGCUGGAUUGA
Molecule: messenger RNA, 687 nt
Organism: Chaetura pelagica (chimney swift)
Lineage: Eukaryota; Metazoa; Chordata; Aves; Apodiformes; Apodidae
Gene: DOK2
Product: docking protein 2, 56kDa
Exons: 5
Biological process (GO): cell surface receptor protein tyrosine kinase signaling pathway; positive regulation of MAPK cascade
Cellular component (GO): cytoplasm
Source: RefSeq, a predicted model, not a curated record